GGAUAUGAACCAGAAAGUAUGGCUGAUUAUCUGAUCAGUGGAGGGACUGGCUAUGUCCCAGAAGAUGGACUCACUGCCCAGCAGCUCUUUGCUAUAGGAGACGGUCUCACGUACAAUGAUUUUCUCAUCCUGCCUGGUUUCAUCGACUUCACCUCAGAUGAAGUGGAUCUGACUUCGGCUUUGACCCGGAAGAUAACCCUAAAGACACCGCUCAUCUCAUCUCCCAUGGACACUGUGACCGAGUCAUCUAUGGCCAUCGCUAUGGCUCUCAUGGGUGGAAUCGGCAUCAUCCAUCACAACUGCACACCGGAGUUCCAAGCGAAUGAAGUUCGGAAAGUGAAGAAAUUUGAGCAGGGCUUUAUCACAGAUCCGGUAGUGAUGAGCCCUCGGCACACGGUUGGCGACGUGUUCGAGGCUAAGGUACGGCACGGCUUCUCCGGCAUCCCUGUAACCGAAACUGGCAAAAUGGGCAGCAAGCUGGUGGGAAUCGUCACGUCACGAGACAUUGAUUUCCUGUCAGAGAAAGACUAUGACAGACCAUUGGAGGAGGCGAUGACAAAGCGUGAGGAUUUAGUGGUAGCACCAGCUGGAGUUACUCUAAAAGAGGCUAACGACAUACUGCAGCGCAGCAAGAAAGGUAAACUGCCCAUUGUGAAUGACAGUGAUGAACUGGUGGCUAUAAUUGCCCGUACUGAUCUGAAGAAGAACAGAGAAUACCCUCUGGCCUCUAAAGACUCGCGUAAACAGCUGCUCUGUGGUGCCGCCAUCGGCACGCGUGAGGAUGACAAAUACCGACUGGACCUGCUCAUGCAGGCUGGAGUGGACGUGGUGGUGCUGGUAAUUGUGGUGCUGGAUUCCUCUCAGGGAAACUCAGUGUUUCAGAUCAGCAUGAUCAACUACAUUAAACAGAAGUACCCUGAGCUACAGGUGGUAGGAGGAAAUGUUGUGACCGCUGCACAGGCAAAGAAUCUGAUUGACGCAGGUGUCGAUGCUCUCAGAGUGGGCAUGGGCUGUGGAUCCAUCUGCAUCACUCAGGAAGUGAUGGCAUGUGGGAGACCCCAAGGCACCUCUGUGUAUAAAGUAGCGGAGUAUGCGCGCCGUUUCGGAGUGCCGGUAAUCGCAGAUGGUGGCAUUCAGACAGUUGGACAUGUGGUGAAGGCUCUCGCUUUGGGAGCGUCCACAGUGAUGAUGGGCUCCUUGCUUGCAGCAACCACAGAAGCUCCCGGUGAGUAUUUUUUCUCAGAUGGCGUAAGACUGAAGAAGUACCGUGGUAUGGGCUCUUUAGACGCCAUGGAGAAAAACAGCAGCAGCCAAAAACGCUAUUUCAGUGAGGGUGACAAGGUGAAGGUAGCUCAGGGAGUAUCAGGCUCAGUUCAGGAUAAAGGCUCUAUCCAUAAAUUUGUGCCAUACCUCAUUGCUGGAAUUCAACAUGGCUGUCAGGAUAUUGGUGCAAAGAGCCUGUCCAUCCUGCGCUCUAUGAUGUACUCUGGAGAGCUGAAGUUCGAGAAGAGGACAAUGUCUGCUCAGGUGGAGGGCGGCGUCCAUGGCCUGCACUCAUAUACUUUUGUGCCAUUUAUGAGAAGCGCUUAUACUGAGGGUGGCAGCAGAGGACAUACGACCCUAGCUGUGACCAAACACAACUGAUUCAUCUGAUCUCUUCUACAUUCCUCUUUUCCUCCCAUUCUUCCUCCUGGUCAUCCUCCUUUGAAGAAACAAUGGUUUGUUUUUCCGAACCAGGUGUGUUCAGCAGCAGUCGUGCAGGCAUCCUGCACUCUACCUUUGUAACACAGACAUGGACAUUGCUGUGCACUGCUGUAUGAUAACAACUGGCUUUUUAGGUUUUUGUUUUUUGUUUUGUUUUCAUUUUCUCCUCAUGUGACAAUCCUCUUCUGUUUUAUGUAUCGUUGUCCUCACAGGAUAGUAUAACCCUCAUUGCUUUUCAACUUGUGUUCAGUGUAGUCAAAAUGUCUUCUCUGUGGUCCUGUAAGCAAUAAGCUUUAAUACUGUGUACCUGGCUAGUGUUUUUGUCACUAUAAGGCUACUGGGUGUUAAACCGCGAAUGGUAAAUGGAAGUUAAUGAAGUUUAUAUAUAAAGUUUUUGUUCACAUUUCACAAAAUUUUUAGGUUUUCCAGUUAGCAGGCUUCUGUAAUAGAACCAGAAGCUAAGUGAUAGCCUUAACUUAAAAAUCAGAGAUCCUUUCCACCUGCACACCUUAGAAAUCAAGUUUUCUAGAAUUAAAAUGCUACACCAGAGAUGCUCUAUGAGUGGAAUUUAUUUGAGGGUCUUUAAUUCAGUAUCUACACACAUACUUUCUUGGACAAACGAAAUAUCACCUAUGGAUCCAACACCACGAUAAUGAUUUACAAGCGGUUGCAGUUACAGUAGCGCUGCUUUGUAUCGGAAACCCUUAAGCGUUAAACUUUCCGUUGGGGAUGACUUUGAUCUGAGAAGAGCAACAUUUGUCAUCUGUGUGUUAAAGUUUGUGACAUAAUGCUAUAUCACUGCACAGUUUCCAUUUCCUGGAAGAGUCACAGCUCCUUUGGGGUCUGGAUAAUAAUGUAAGAAAAAUGUUAGUCGUGUACACUUACACUACACUAUACAAGUGUAAUACCAAAACGUGAUUGUGUGUAUGCUAUACAGUGAAUAUUAGACUUAAUUCAUUCCCAGGAACAAUUUCUAAUGUCCAAAGGUGUCAUCUCUGUUUGUGUGGAUGUGUGUUGUCUUUUUUUCUUUUUUUUUUUGCUUGAGAUAUUAGAAUUUUAGCAUGUAUAAAAUAGGUUUACUUUUCAACAGGUCCUCUUAUUUUGUCUGUGAUUGCUGGCAAGUCAGGCAGUUCCCUAAAUUUGUACAGAGUCUUUUGGACAAAAGAAACUGCUCAAAGAAAUCUAUUUUAUUAUAGUCCUUUAUUAUGUUCAAUGUUACUAUCUUAUUUUUUGACAAUAUUCUGUAAAGUAGCUCAAUAAACCGAGGACCUGAAAUCUCAUGUAGUGUGAACAGGAGACUACAGGACCAGAGUUCAUCAGACAGAGAAUGAUGUCAGAGCAAACAAGUUAAUCUCUGUGCUUAUAGCGAUGUAAAGCACAAUUAGAGCUUAAACGGUGCAGUUUUGGGAUUUGACCUCUAGGCAGAUUUAAUAAUUACUGCUUUGAAAGGCUUUUGCUGCUCAUGUAUUACUGUUGUACAGGAGUACCGCCCAAAGCUGAACACUCAGCCAUGAUCUGCAAAAUGGUCACAUUAAUAAAGAUGGUUAUGAUCCAA
This is a messenger RNA of Tachysurus fulvidraco (yellow catfish), 3259 nucleotides long. It is a transcript of the gene impdh1a, whose product is annotated as IMP (inosine 5'-monophosphate) dehydrogenase 1a. Gene Ontology annotation, cellular component: cytoplasm. Gene Ontology annotation, biological process: GTP biosynthetic process. The transcript is spliced from 16 exons. Gene Ontology annotation, molecular function: IMP dehydrogenase activity. NCBI's taxonomy places the organism in Eukaryota, Metazoa, Chordata, Actinopteri, Siluriformes, Bagridae. Bases 19 to 1644 code for a protein of 541 amino acids. The record is from RefSeq and is a predicted model, not a curated record.